AUGGAGAAGUACAACCGCUGGUCCGACUUGACGACCGGGAUCAACCCAUUCGUGCCUCCGCCCCACAAGCUUCCAUCCAACGUCGUCCUGCGCUGGGGCCAGAUCCUCGUCGGUGGCGUCGUCGCGCUCGCCCGCUGGGUCCUCCUCCUCCCACUGCUGUUGCUCUGGUCGCUCCUCGAGCUCAUUGCGCUGCUCCUCGGCUACAUUCCGCUGAUUGGCCGGCUCAUCCAUCGGGUCGUCGACUGGGUCUGCGUCGGUCUCAUCCUUGUCGUGACGACCAUGUUUGUCAAGGAGGAAGAUGCCAACGUCCGCCGCCUGGGCCUGCUCCCGCCUGGCUUCAAGACGCCGUCGCUUCGCGGCGUCGCGGCUGGCGACCUCGUUGUGUGCAACCACUCGAGCGUCUUUGACGUGCUCUACCUCGCCUUCCGCUACUCGCCGACGUUUGUGUUUCCGUGCGAAAAGGAAAGCAGCGCCAAGGGCCUCGUGCAAUCGUGCACUGUCUUUGGCGCGCUUCGCCAGGCCAUGUCGCCGCCGUUGAGCUCGCUGUCGUCGCCCGUCAAGCUUGCCGAUGUCCUUGGCCGCGCGUCGGGUCCUGUCGUCGUCUUCGCCGAGGGGACCCGGAGCAACGGCAAGGCGGUCUUGCCCUUCCACGUGGAUCUGACCGCGCUGCCGACCUCGACGCGCAUCCAUAUCGUAGCGAUUCGGUACGAGUACAAGAACAUUGCGCCAACGCACACGUGUGGCUCGGCGCUUCUCCAGCUCUGCCGCGUCUUUUCGCAUGUCUACCACGCGAUGAAGAUCAUGCACUUGCCGGCCGAGUACGUCACGGACGCAUCUGCGGUGCGCGCGCUCUUGGCGUCGAUGCUGCGCACGAAAGCGAUUGACGUGAGCUGCGCCGACUUUGUCUCGUUCAACAAGUACUGGCAGCACGUCAACAGCGGCGGCCGCGAACCCGCGUCCAACUUUACCACGCGCAAGGCACCGCAUGAGCACGCGCAGUGGAAGGCAAAGGACACGUAGCUAGCUAUCAGCGCAUACGACUCGCCUGGUCUCGUUCGUCUCGUAGCCUGUACGAGCCAGUUUCAUGCGAUAACAGUAACCUGUACUCGUACUAGCUAGUCAAUCAAGCCAUUCACAACACGGG
This is a messenger RNA of Saprolegnia parasitica CBS 223.65, 1144 nucleotides long. RefSeq lists its product as hypothetical. Gene Ontology annotation, molecular function: acyltransferase activity. The transcript is spliced from 7 exons. The coding region runs from base 1 to 1020 and encodes 339 amino acids. Lineage: Eukaryota; Oomycota; Saprolegniomycetes; Saprolegniales; Saprolegniaceae. The record is from RefSeq and is a predicted model, not a curated record.